Molecule: messenger RNA, 6559 nt
Organism: Melozone crissalis (California towhee)
Lineage: Eukaryota; Metazoa; Chordata; Aves; Passeriformes; Passerellidae
Gene: PCM1
Product: pericentriolar material 1
Exons: 39
Coding region: 156-6257 (2033 amino acids)
Biological process (GO): intraciliary transport involved in cilium assembly; microtubule anchoring at centrosome; protein localization to centrosome
Cellular component (GO): centriole; centriolar satellite; centrosome
Source: RefSeq, a predicted model, not a curated record
UCGGGCGAAGCGAGGCCGCGCCGCUCCUCCGCCGCCCGAAGGCGAAACGUUCGGCCGGGCAGCCCGGGCCCCGCGAGUGGCGGUCGGCGGUGGAGGAGGAGCCAGGCCGGGUGACCUCCCCUCCGGCGCGGGAUUGCUUUUAUUGAUCACUUGUCAUGGCAGCAGGAGGUGGUCCCUUUGAAGAAGGCAUGAAUGACCAGGGCUUGCCCAGCUGGAGCAAUGAGAGCCUUGACGACCGGCUGAACAACACAGACUGGGGAGGUCAACAGAAGAAAGCAAACAGAUCUUCAGAGAAAAACAAGAAAAAGCUUAGUGGGGAAGGUGAAACAAGACUUACUAAUGACAUAUCUCCAGAAUCUUCCCCUGGAAUGGAGCGACGGAAGACCAGAACUCACGGCUUUCCUCAUGCUCGAUACAUGACUCAGAUGUCUGUUCCAGAGCAGGCUGAACUAGAAAGGCUUAAACAAAGAAUAAACUUCAGUGAUCUGGAUCAGAGAAGCAUUGGAAGUGAUUCGCAAGGCAGGGCAACGGCUGCUAAUAACAAACGUCAACUUAACGAGAACAAGAAACCAUUCAACUUCCUGUCACUACAGAUUAACACUAACAAAAGCAAAGAUCCUGCCUCAGGUUCCCAAAAAAAGGAAGGUGGGGUAUCAGCGCAAUGUAAAGAGUUGUUUGGAGCUGCUCUAAGCAAGGAUUUCUUGCAAAAUUGUCAAACAUCUGCUCAAGAAGAUGGAAGGGGAGAACAAACGAUGGAUAGUAGCCAGAUUGUGAGCAGACUAGUUCAGAUUCGCGACUAUAUUGCUAAGGCCAGCUCCAUGCGGGAUGAUCUUGUAGAGAAAAAUGAGAGAUCGGCCAAUGUUGAGCGUUUAUCGCACCUUAUAGAUGACCUUAAAGAGCAGGAGAAAUCCUAUCUGAAAUUUUUGCAAAAGAUGCUUGCCAGAGAUCCUCAGCAGGAAGCUAAAGAAGAGUUGGAGAACUUGAAGAAACAGCAUGAUUUAUUGAAAAGGAUGCUACAACAGCAGGAGGAAUUAAAGGCUCUUCAAGGAAGACAGGCAGCUCUUCUUGCUUUGCAGCAUAAAGCAGAACAAGCCAUUGCUGUCCUGGAUGAUUCUGUUGUAACAGAAACUACAGGUAGUGUUUCAGGAGUAAGUCUUACAUCAGAACUGAAUGAAGAAUUGAAUGACUUAAUUCAACGCUUUCACAACCAACUUCAUGAUUCUCAGACACAGUCUGUGCCUGACAAUAGAAGGCAAGCAGAAAGCCUUUCACUUACCAGAGAGAUUUCACAAAGCAGAAACUCUUCAAUGUCUGAACACCAGUCAGAUGAGAAGGCACAGCUUUUUAACAAGAUGCGAAUGUUGCAGGGUAAAAAGCAAAAGAUGGACAAACUCCUAGGAGAACUUCAUACACUUCGUGAUCAACAUCUAAACAACUCUUCCUUUUUUCCUGCUUCAGGUUCUCCUCAAAGGAGUGUUGAUCAAAGAAGUACAACUUCAGCUGCUUCUGGUCCUGUAGGCAUAGUAACUGUCGUCAAUGGUGAACCAAAUAGUCUGGCACCUGCUCCCUAUCCUCCUGAUUCCCUGGUUUCUCAGAAUGAGAGUGAAGAGGACGAAAAUCUAAAUCCAACAGAAAAGCUUCAGAAGCUAAAUGAGGUUCGUAAGAGACUGAAUGAGUUACGUGAAUUAGUUCACUACUAUGAGCAGACAUCUGAUAUGAUGACAGAUGCUGUGAAUGAAAACACUAAGGAGGAGGAAGAAACAGAAGAAUCAGAAAGUGAUUCUGAACAUGAGCAUCCACAGCCUGUUACAAAUAUUAGAAACCCUCAAGGAAUCAGUAGUUGGAGUGAAAUAAAUAGCAACUCAAAUGUACAGUGUGGAACUAAUAACAGAGAUGGAAGACAUCUUAAUACAGACUGUGAAAUAAACAACAGAUCUGCUGCUAAUAUAAGGACUCUAAAAAUGUCUUCUGCUUUAGACUGUCAUAAUAGGGAGAAUGACAAACACCUCGAUCUACCCCAAGGUGAAGAUGAUGAAGUGGAAGAAGAUCGAGUUAGUGAAGAUUCCAUGUCUAGUCACAGAAGCAGCCUGGGUGAUGUGGCUGGAGAUGCCGAGUUUGAGCAGAAGAUCAAUAGACUUAUAGCUGCAAAACAGAAGCUUAGACAGUUACAAAACCUUGCUGCUAUGGUGCAGUGUGAUGAUCCAGAACCUCAAGGAGCAAUUGCAAAUGAAUCUAAUAUUGGUGACUUGUUGGGUGAGGGGGAAGAGACAAAGCAGCAGCCAAACAAUGUCCGAGCAAGUUCCAACAAGUUAAAAAAAGAUGUGCGACUGAAUGAGAAAGCAAGAGAGAAGUUCUAUGAAGCUAAACUUCAGCAGCAGCAACGGGAGCUUAAGCAGUUACAAGAAGAAAGAAGAAAGCUGUUUGAAAUCCAGGAAAAAAUUCAAGUGUUACAGAAAGCUUGUCCUGACCUUCAAUUGUCAGGUGGGCUGGGUAACUGCCCAGCAGAUAGACAAUCUUCACAAGCAACAUCAACUCCAGCCAUGACUGAGUGUAACACAGCUGGCAAGCCUUUAUUUGAAUGUGAUGAAUCAUUACCAGUAGGCAAUGAGCAGUUAUGGUCUGAGAUGAGAAGACAUGAGAUUUUAAGAGAAGAAUUGCGACAGAGAAGAAAGCAACUUGAAGCUUUAAUGGCUGAAGAUCAGAGAAGGAGAGAGCUUGCAGAAACAAUAUCUACUGUUGCUGCAUCUGUUAAAAGUGAAGGGUCAGAAGCUCGGUGUACUCCACAGCAGAGCAGGACUGAGAAGACAAUGGCUACCUGGGGAGGUUCUACCCAGUGUGCCCUAGAGGAAGAAAAUGGAGAUGAAGAUGGUUAUCUCUCUGAUGGAGCUGGUCAGGCAGAAGAAGAGGAAGAAGAUGCAUCAAGUUUGAAUGACAGUUUUUCUGUUUAUCCCAAUAACAACAUACCAGAAAAUGCCUAUUUUGGUAAAGGAAACAAAGAUAGGUGGAAAAACUGCCGUCCCCUUUCAGCAGAUGGAAAUUACCGUCCCGUGUCUAAGGCCAGGCAACAGCAAAACAUAAAUAUGCGGCGUCAGGAAAAUUUUCGGUGGAUGUCUGAGCUCUCCUAUGUGGAAGAAAAGGAGCGAUGGCAAGAGCAGAUCAAUCAGUUGAAGAAACAGCAUGAAUUUAGUGUCAGCAUUUGUCAGACUUUGAUGCAGGAUCAGCAGACCCUCUCUUGCCUUCUGCAGACUUUGCUCACAGGCCCCUACAGCAUGAUGCCCAAUAAUGUUGCAUCUUCACAAAUACAUCUUAUUAUGCAUCAGUUAAACCAGUGUUACACUCAGCUGACUUGGCAGCAGAAUAAUGUCCAAAGGUUGAAACAAAUGUUAAGUGAUCUUAUGCAACAGCAAGAACAACAGUGUCAAGAGAAACCAUCAAGAAAGGAGAGAGGCAGUAGUGCACCACCGCCUCCAUCUCCUGUUUUCUGUCCAUUCAACUACCCCCCACAACCUGUGAACCUCUUUAGUGUUCCAGGAUUUACUAAUUUUUCCUCCUUUGCUCCAGGUAUUAACUGUAAUCCAGUGUUUCCAUCUGGUUUUGGAGAUUUUGCACAUAAUGUUUCUCCACGCAGCAGUGAGCAGCAGGAGCAGCAGCAUCCUCUAGAUCAUAAUACUUCUGGGAAAACUGAGUAUAUGGCAUUCCCCAAACCCUUUGAAAGCAGUUCCUCUAAUGGAGCAGAAAAACAAAGAAGGAAUCAUAGACAACCUGAAGAGGAAAUGGAGAAAAGAUCAACUUGGCUUGAUGAUAGCCAAGAAAUGAAGAAAGAUGAUCAGUCUCAGCUGAAUGCUGGUUUUGCAGUUUCAGUACAAAAUACUGCUUCUGGUCAUAAAAAUCAGUGUGAUAUGAGCCGGAGAAGAGAGUUUGAUGAAGAGUCUUUGGAGAGUUUCAGUAGCAUGCCUGAUCCAAUAGACCCAACUACUGUGACAAAGACAUUUAGAUCUAGAAAAGCAUCGGCACAAGCAAGCCUGGCAUCCAAAGAUAAAACGCCCAAAUCAAAGAAUAAGAGGAAGAGUUCUUCUCAGCUAAAAGGCAGAAUUAAAAAUGCUGGUUAUGAAAGUGCAAGUGCUUCUAGUGUGUGUGAGCCCUGCAAGAACAAUAAAAGCAGACACUCUGAUGAUGUGGUUCAUGCAAAGGUGUUCAGCAAAAGGAAUCAGGAGCAAUUGGAAAAAAUAAUUAAAUACAGUAGAUCUACAGAAAUGUCUUCAGCGCAUGCUAGGAGAAUUCUGCAGCAGUCUAACAGAAAUGCAUGCAUUGAAGCGCCAGAAACUGGUAGUGAUCUUUCUAUGUUUGAAGCUUUGCGAGACACAAUUUAUUCUGAAGUGGCAACUCUUAUUUCUCAAAAUGAGUCUCGUCCCCACUUUCUUAUUGAACUUUUCCAUGAGCUUCAGCUGCUAAAUACAGAUUAUCUGAGGCAAAGGGCUCUAUAUGCUUUGCAGGAUAUCGUGACUAGACAUUUAUGUGAGAAAAAUGAAAAAGGGAAGUGUGGAAAAUCACUGAAUUCUUCAACAUGGGUAGCAUCAAAUUCUGAACUCACUCCUAGUGAAAGUCUUGCUUCUACAGAUGAUGAAACUUUUGGUAAGAACUUUUCUACAGAAGCAUGUCGAGAUUGUGAACAACCUGAUGCAGACAAUGGCAGUACUAUGUCUACUUCUUCAAAUUUUGAACCCUUUGCCACCGAUGACCUUGGCAACACAGUGAUUCACUUAGAUAAAGCUUUGUCUUGGAUGAGGGAAUAUGAGCGUAUGAAAGUUGAAGCUGAAAGUACCCUUGACUCUGAGGGCUGCUCUAGUAAUUUUCAGGGUGCUUCUGCUGCUAAAUUAGAAGGUCCAGGAACCGGUGAAAGUCAGUCUGUGCCACAGUCAGGUGAUGUUUCUGCAGUUCCGUGUCCUCGCAUAGAUACUCAGCAGCUUGACCGGCAGAUUAAAGCAAUUAUGAAAGAGGUCAUUCCUUUUCUGAAGGAGCACAUGGAUGAAGUAUGCUCUUCUCAGUUACUGACAUCAGUAAGACGUAUGGUCUUGACUCUUACGCAACAAAAUGAUGAAAGUAAAGAGUUUGUGAAGUUCUUUCAUAAGCAGCUUGGCAGUAUACUUCAGGAUUCACUGGCAAAAUUUGCUGGUAGAAAAUUAAAAGAUUGUGGGGAGGAUCUUCUUGUGGAGAUCUCUGAAGUGUUAUUCAAUGAAUUAGCCUUUUUUAAACUUAUGCAAGACUUGGACAACAACAGUAUUUCUGUAAAGCAGAGAUGUAAACGAAAAAUAGAAACCACUGAAGUAAUGCAGUCUUAUGCUAAAGAGGCAAAAAAAGGUCUCCAGGUGGAUGUUUGUUCUUCUGUUGAAGAUGUCGAUGAGGACAAAGACAAGGACGAGACUGAAACUGCUAAACAAGUGCCGGACUCAGAAGCGGGUGCUGGUAACAGAGUGCCUGAAAAUACUAGAUCUGAUGCAUCUGAUCAAGAGGAAGAUGAGGAAAGUGAAAGUGGUCCAGUGGCAAUAAGUUUAUCAAAAGCAGAAACCCAGGCUCUGACUAACUAUGGCAGUGGAGAAGAUGAGAAUGAAGAUGAAGAAAUAGAAUUUGAGGAAGGACCUGUUGAUGUGCAAACAUCACUACAAGCCAGCAGUGAAACAACUGAAAAUGAACAGACUUCUAACCAAGAGUUGAGUAAGCCAAAAAGUAGUGAAAUUUCAUCAUCAGAACAAGAGCCUGCUAAAGGUGAACAAGAUAUGGCUGCAGCUGUGCAUCAUUACCUCAGUGUCAUGGAGAAUACACCAGCUUUAACAGCCAAUACCCCAGAAUCCUUUGUAACAGCCACUGUGAAAACUGAAGGAUCAAGCUCAUCUUUGGCAGUGAAUGAAACUCAAACACCAGAUACCACACGUGCAGAAAACAAAUCUGGUGCAAGUUCUGAAAGCUCCAUGGCUGGCAGCCCUGAUACAGAGUCACCUGUGCUAGUGAACGAAUAUGAACCUGGUUCUGGAAAUGUAAGUCAAAAAUCUGAUGAGGAUGACUUUGUGAAAGUUGAAGACUUGCCCCUCAAACUUGCUGUGUAUUCAGAGGCAGAUAUAAUGAAGAAAAUGGAAACAGAGGCCCAAACCAAGAGUUUGUCUGAUGAAUUACUGGAUGGAGGUGGAGCUCAAGAUCAAGAAUUAAUUGGAGAUGCCCAAACAUUGAAAGAACCUGAAACUUUUGGAGCUCAGAUUGCAUAAGAAUUACCUGAAGAUGUCUGCACUAAUAAACUCUAUGUAUACAAAUGCAUAAAGAUCAGUACUAAUUUCCCAGAAUUCUGGAAGUGUAUAAAAAUGUAAAAUUUUUAACAUGCUGCCUCUUAGGAUAGGUAUGUGAUCUUCUGCCUGUGGCAGUUUAAACAGCUGGAACUGAAUCCACUUCUAUUCAGUUUUGCUGCACUGUUCUUUUUCUGUCUUAAUUUUUUAUUUUUAUUGUGACUUGUUUGGUAAUUUUAAAAUUGUUCACAAUGGUAGUUUUAAAUAAAGUUUGGACUUGUCUGUAA